Molecule: messenger RNA, 1845 nt
Organism: Cottoperca gobio
Lineage: Eukaryota; Metazoa; Chordata; Actinopteri; Perciformes; Bovichtidae
Gene: slc39a3
Product: solute carrier family 39 member 3
Exons: 4
Coding region: 200-1213 (337 amino acids)
Biological process (GO): zinc ion transmembrane transport
Cellular component (GO): plasma membrane
Molecular function (GO): zinc ion transmembrane transporter activity
Source: RefSeq, a predicted model, not a curated record
ACUGACUCACCACUUCCCGGACAACAUGAGCAGCAUCGGGACAGAACACUAAGUGAUUUUAUUCUUCUGUGAGUGUGUGUGUGUGUGUGUGUGUGUGAGGAGGGUCAGCGCGAGCGGCCGGAUCCGAAUUCAGACUGUUUGACUCCAUGGCGGGUCUCUGAGCUCCUCCUCGCUGUGGUGAAGAUAAACCAGAUUAAAGAUGUCCGUCAGGGGGGGGGGAGUCUCCUCUGUCCUCCUGUCUCCGGGGAGGGACACGCCGGCGCUGCAGGUCAACGACGUCCCCGCCCUGGAGAUCAAACUGGGAGCUCUGGUCGUCCUGCUCUCCGUCACUCUGCUGUUUGGAUUCGCCCCGCUCUGCAUCGUACGGGGAGCCGGACGCUGCAAUAUGGAGCCAGGUUUGCGGCGCAGGCUGCUGAGCCUUAUCAGCUGUUUUGCUGGAGGAGUGUUCUUGGCCACCUGCCUGCUGGACCUGCUGCCGGACUACCUGCAGGGUAUGGACGAGGCCUUCAGCAGUGCCGGAGUCACACUCCGCUUCCCUCUGCCUGAGUUCAUCAUGGCGAUGGGCUUCUUCCUGGUCCUGGUCCUGGAGCAGGUCAUCCUGGCCUUCAAGGACCAGUCGUCCUCUCACGUGGACGAGCGGCGGGCUCUGCUGGUGGACGGUGUCCAGGCGAACGACAGGAGUGGCCGUCAACACUCUCACCGGCGCCGGGGGUCGGAGGACUCCGACGGCGGCCACUUCCACGUGGACUUCGGCUCCCAGUCCGCCCUGCGCGCCUUCAUCCUGGUCUUCUCGCUGUCUCUGCACUCGGUGUUUGAGGGUUUGGCGGUGGGGCUGCUGGAGGAGGCGAAGGAGGUGCUGGAGAUCUGUCUGGCACUGUUGAUCCACAAGAGCAUCAUUUCCUUCAGCCUGGCCUGUAAGUUGACGCAGGGCCGGCUCCGGCGCUCGGUGGUGGCCGGCUGCCUGCUCCUGUUCGCCGUCAUGUCCCCGCUGGGCAUUGGUUUGGGCGUCGUCCUCACCGAGACCAAGGCAUCCCCGCAACACCAGCUGGCCCGCUGCACGUUGGAGGGGCUGGCGGCGGGGACCUUCAUUUACAUCACCUUCAUGGAGAUCCUGCCGCACGAGCUCAGCUCCGGCGGGAACCGCAUCCCGAAGGUGGCUAUGCUGCUGGUCGGCUUCGCCGUGGUCACCGGCGUGCUCUUCAUCAAACUGUAACCAUAGAAACAGACGUGUCCGAGUCCAUUAAACCAGCAGGAAUCCUUUAAAGGUGCAACAUGUAAGAAACGAUCAUCAGAGUGAAGACGUCUGUGUGCUGCAGAGAUCUCCUGAGGUUAGCAUGCUAACAGCUAGCUGACUAAUUAAUAACCACGUGUUGGACACACUGCACCUUUAACAUUAUGGAACGUAUAAAUACUUUCUGCACCUUUAACAUCAUGGAACAUAUAAAUACUUUCUGCACCUUUAACAUCAUGGAACAUAUAAAUACUUUCUGCACCUUUAACAUCAUGGAACAUAUAAAUACUUUCUGCACCUUUAACAUCAUGGAACAUAUAAAUACUUUCUGCACCUUUAACAUCAUGGAACAUAUAAAUACUUUCUGCACCUUUAACAUCAUGGAACAUAUAAAUACUUUCUGCACCUUUAACAUCAUGGAACGUAUAAAUACUUUCUGCACCUUUAACAUCAUGGAACGUAUAAAUACUUUCUGCACCUUUACCCUUUUAACACCUAAGCCAAAAAAGCCUCAACAUUUUCGCCUGGACUUUUUUGCUUAUUUUGACUAUAAAAAAGGUCAGGAAAUGUCCUGUGAGUAAGUGAUUUUGCCCAUUUUCCAACAACACCUGGAC